Molecule: messenger RNA, 7492 nt
Organism: Nasonia vitripennis (jewel wasp)
Lineage: Eukaryota; Metazoa; Arthropoda; Insecta; Hymenoptera; Pteromalidae
Gene: PIP5K59B
Product: phosphatidylinositol 4-phosphate 5-kinase type-1 alpha
Exons: 18
Coding region: 810-3428 (872 amino acids)
Biological process (GO): phosphatidylinositol metabolic process
Molecular function (GO): phosphatidylinositol kinase activity
Source: RefSeq, a predicted model, not a curated record
AUAGCGACGUGAAAGCGGCAGCGCCGAUAUCACCGAUGCGGGCGCAUCCGCCCCUGCCAAUAAACUCGUGGAUAGAACAAGUGUUUCGCGCUCGCUUCCAGCCAAUCACAUUGUCCCAUAGCUGCGCUCGCGUACGGAGUCAGUCAGAAAAUGCAUCCCGCGAGAGGGAAAGGCCGCGGAGAAAGCGGCGAUGGACAGAAGCCGAAAUAAGCCAAGUGUGGAAUAGUCGCGCCCUCCUCGCGAAUACGCGAUAAUCUGUCGCGCGCAUGUGCAGUAUAAGCGCGAGCGAGCGAGAGAGAGAGGCGAGAAAGUCCGGCCGCAGCAGUAGCGCUCGCUUAGUCGCUUGUGUGUGAGCGGCAGUAGUGCGCCAGGAUGCGCGAGGGGCUCGCGGCCCUCCGAGGCCCUAACCAACGACUCUGCCACUGAGUGGAGCCAUCACCUGCUGCAAGCUUCGAUUUCCUAUACUUUAGAGAACGGAGUGUAUAACGAAGAAGAAGAAGAGGAGAAGAAAGAGGCGAAAGAGAAACGAGCAUACGAGAUGAUGCGAGGGUUGGGCUGAUAGCUACACACCGCACUUCCGCGCGUCUCUCACAAAAAGAGCUGUGUCUCUCCGUCUCCGUCUAUACCUACUGUGGUGUGUGCGCGCGUGUGUGCUAUAUAUGUGUCGUGCGCGUGUGCCAGCCUGUGUGAAACCCGAGCCGAGGCUACUUGGACGACGACGACGAGGAGGAGGAGGAACAGCAGCAUCGCUGGAGGCGCGCCGCUGACUCUGCGCCGGAGAGCAGAGGACGUGUUGUUGACCAGACGAAAUGGCUUCGGGAGACAACGUCGACGUGAUCGAGGUGGUCGAGACCAACGUCGCCGGGCCUGCCAGCUCCACCGGAGACCAUGACCCCGACGACUCGGGCGACGAGGAUCACAAGUCCAACGCUGGAGAUAAGCUUAUGGUCUUUGAUAGUUCAACAGCUCAACAUGGUAGUGUGGGUCCCAAGUCCUCGGCCAGUGUGUCGAGGAACAAGUCGGAGAAGGAGAGGAAGAUUGGACAUCGAAGAGUUGGAGUGGGUGGUGAAAUCACCUACAAAAAGAUUCAAACCACACAAAUUAUGGGAUCCAUCCAGUUGGGUAUACAGCAUGCAAUUGGAGGUCUGGCAAGUAAACCUGAACGUGAUUUGCUUAUGCAGGAUUUUAUGACAGUUGAGACAACAAAUUUUCCACAUGAAGGCUCAAAUCACACACCAGCUCAUCAUUUUUCAGAAUUUAAGUUUAAAAAUUACGCACCUAUUGCAUUUCGUUACUUUAGGGAUCUGUUCGGUAUUCAGCCAGAUGAUUUUUUGAUGUCGAUGUGUAGUGCGCCAUUGCGCGAGUUGUCCAAUCCUGGUGCUAGCGGAAGCAUUUUUUAUCUAACUGAGGAUGAUGAAUUUAUCAUAAAAACUGUUCAGCAUAAAGAAGGCGAAUUUUUACAGACACUAUUACCUGGUUAUUAUAUGAAUUUAAACCAAAACCCUAGAACUUUACUGCCAAAAUUUUUUGGUUUAUACUGUUAUCGCUGUAAUAGUAAAAAUGUUCGACUUGUUGCCAUGAACAAUCUUUUACCAUCAGCAGUUAAACUUCAUCAAAAAUAUGACUUAAAAGGGUCGACGUAUAAAAGAAAAGCAUCUAAAUCAGAGAGAUCAAAACGCUCACCUACAUACAAAGAUUUAGAUUUUAUGGAACAUCAUCCAGAAGGUAUUUUUCUAGAAUCAGAUACAUAUAAUGCGUUGAUCAAAACUAUUCAACGAGACUGUAGAGUUUUGGAAAGUUUCAAAAUCAUGGAUUACUCAUUGUUACUUGGUAUACAUAAUCUUGAUCAGGCUGCUAGGGAAAAAUCUGAGCAGAGGUUAUCGACAAGUGCAGAAGAGGAUAUUGGAGAUGGUACUGAUAGUGGUGGAUUUACCCAAGCUGAAAGGGAAAGAGAAAGAGAGGAUAGAAUAGGAGCCGCUGCUCUAAACAGAUCUCGUAGUAUAAACCGCCAAAGGCUGGUUGCUCACAGUACAGCUAUGGAAAGUAUUCAAGCUGAGAGUGAGCCAAUUGAUGAAGAAGAUGAUGUGCCUCCGGGUGGUAUUCCAGCGAGGAACGCACGUGGCGAGCGUCUUCUUCUUUUCAUUGGUAUUAUCGACAUUCUUCAAAGUUAUAGACUGAAGAAAAAACUUGAGCACACAUGGAAGUCGAUGAUUCACGAUGGCGACACGGUAUCCGUACAUCGACCUGGCUUUUAUGCUGAGCGCUUCCAAAGCUUUAUGGCAAAAACGGUCUUCAAGAAGAUACCUUCACUGGACCUGCCUGAGAUUAAGGGGAAUCAUCGCAAAUUCCGUAACCUCGUCACCAGCUACAUAGCGCUGAAGCAUUCCCCGUCGAAGAGGAAAAGCAUCUCGAGGCCGCUGAGGCCACUGGAGGGUGACUUCGACUCCACAGCGGUGACGGCAACUGGCAGCUCGGCUAUGCAUGCAACAUCACCCACGAAGCCUGUGAGUCCCGUCGAGGUGCCGGCGACGAGCAGCGGCGGCGUCAUCAGCACGGGCUCGAUCCCGAUCGCCACCUCGACGCCGGUGAGCGCACCCGCGGGUCCGGUGAGCCCGCCGCCACUACAGAGUCAGCCGUCGGAGCCGGCCGGCACCACCAGCACCAGCCUCGCCGCCAGCAAGCCGAGCGUCCAGUAUCCGGCUGUCCUCAAGGGCAGCAGCGGCGUCCGGAGCACGGCUGCGUCGCCGCCGAACCCGAACCUCGUGCCAUCGGGCAAGGUGCCGCCCCCGGUGCCGCCGCGCGGCAGCAUCUCCGCCAGGGGCAAGUCCUCCGACUCCUCGUCCCCCCGAGGUGGCACCCUUCCUUCCACCUGCUCCACCCCGCCCCCGCCCUUUGACGACGCGGUGCGCUCGAACGACCAGACUCUAGCCUCCGGCGGCCAUCAUCCGCAUCACCACCAUCAUCAUCAGCAGCAGCAAGGGAGCACGAGCCCGUCGAUACUGACGAGCAGCCUUGCCGGCUCGCAUGUCGGCCGAAACAAGGUCGUGCACCACGUCACCCUCGCCAAGACCUACCACGACACCGUCAGCAUAUCGGACGUGCACUUGGAGAGCAGCUGUAGCGGCGGCAGCAACGACGGCCGACCGACAAAGUCAUCGCUGAGCGUCGAGAGCGGCGGCAGCAGCAGUCGCGGCGGUGGCGGUAGCCACAUCUGGACACCGCCCGCUGGUAGUGCCGAGGGCUCGACGCCUACCUGGACCGAGGGCACGCCCUCCUUCACCGAGAGCUCCAGUAGCGGCGACAUGGGUUGUCCGACGACGCCAGUUCGAGGGAGUCAGCGAGCGGAAAACGGAAGUCGAAUAGCGGCAUCGGUCGAGGAAGCUUUGGCUAGUCUCACUACGGAAAUGGAAAUUCUACAGCGAGAAUGAAGACACCUCGCCGUUGUCUACACACGGAGAUUGUGAUACGUCGUGCAACGGUAAUCGUCUCGAGAGAAGAACGAAAACGAAUCACGCUCGCACCGUAUUGAAAGACACAGUAAAAGAGUGAACCGCUUCCCCGUCGAGUGUGCGAUAUUUCGCACGAUUUUAAUGAACAAAAAAAAAGAGUAUUACGCGCGAGACUGGCACUACUUAUAGUCUCGGAAUGUUUGAGGGAUCGUACCUAGUUGCAUUGUAUAAUUUAUUUAUUUUUUUUUUAAGUUGAAGAUAGUUGGGGACAAUAUGGGGAGCGAGAAAGAGCCACAGAACGAAGCUGUUUUCGUUACGCUAGUCUAUAACUGUUGAUGAUUGUUGAAAGAAUCGCAUGAUGCUUAAAUUAAAUUAAAAAGACACUCGCCGAGUCUUAGAAUUAAAUUCACAUACUCUCAAAUACGUUAAAAUGUACAUAUAUAUUAGUAAACUGAAAUGUUUAGUUGAUUUUUUAAAUGGUAUGUAACGAUUAUUAAUGUAUACCGGUAUGUAUUGUUAUCACUGUAAACAAAGAUUUGUUUCAUGCGAAAUCAACGCGGAGUUGAAUAUUGUAAAUACUGAUGCACUUUGUUCGCUUCAAAAAAACUAAAGUUGCAAAUGCUCGUGUUGCGCAGAAGUAUACGAAAUUUCUUUACGCCGUAGGACAAAAUUCUUUUAUACAAGAAUUCUCAUUUUUCACCUUUUCUAAGCAAUUGUAAUAACUCGGAUCAGUGUCUUUUUAAGUUAAACAUUGAUCAAACUAAGAUUUGAUGAACGCGAUUAUACAAAUAUAAUACAGUUAAAAUUGAGGCCCGAAGAUUUUUGGCCUACGCGCGGUCGACGCGCAUACGCGUUGAAGACUUGCAAUUUCAUAGGCGAAUCCGCUAGUUCAAAUGGAAAAUCAAUAUCGCGUAUCUUCGGAGAAAGAGAGAGGUUCAAAAGGAGAACGCAGACCGCGACAAGAAUCCGCUUCCUUUCCUUCGAGGGCAUUUUAUCUCAGUUUCUUAUAUAGCUAUAUUAUACUUCUUUGCGACAUUUUCCACGCGGCGAAAUUGACGCUUUAAGCGAGGACGCACGUGUGAGCGCUAAUACAUAAAUAUACAUACAAAAAAUAAGACUUAGGAAAUAUUAAAGGAAUUGCCAAGCGAAAAUGCUUAAGUAGAGAACGUUGUUAUUAUUAUAUACAUAUUGCUUGCAUUGAAAAAUUUUUCGUCGCUCUAUGCGAGGGAUUAAGGAAUAUUAAUAGAACAUUUGGGAUUGAUGAAAAUUUCCCGAAGCGGAGUUUGGGAAUAUUAUUUACUUCUCUCGAUGUCUUCAACAUAUUAUACCAAACGUAAAGCACUUUUUUUGUUUUAUAUUUUUAUACUUACAGUCAAAAUUCGAUCGUCCAAAUUCGCUGAUUAUUUCUUCUAGAGGUUGAGAGAACUUAUAGAAGACAACAAAUUAUUAUUAUUUAAUAGCUGCAGGUGGGAGGGCUGAUGUUUAUCGGGAAAAAAUAUAUAAAAUAGACGGAAUGUUUUUCGUGAUUGUAGGGGAAUUUUCUUCUAUUUCAAAUGCACUGCGAAAAAACAUUUGUAAAUACAAAAUAGUCGAUUUAUAGAGACAUGUGGUGAUACUUAAUCUCGAUUUUAUUACGAAAUAAUUGUGUAAUUAUUAUAAAUAACAUAUACAUAUAUGUAUAAUCUGCAAGUAUGUAUAGUAUACAACAUAUGUGUAUAAUGUGCAUACAUGUAUGCAAAUAAUGCCUUAAUCAUUGCAUUUUUCUUUUCAACAGUUAUUGUGUUGAUAUAGACAAGUUACAGAAUAUGAAAUAUUUUCGCGUUGUGUAUUACAAAAGAGAAUAGCAACAAAUGUUAAAUCCAGAUGCAUUUUUAUUCAAGUGCAAUAAUAAGUAACAGAUUUUAACAGUAACAAAAGGAAUGAAGAGCACUUAUAAUUUCUAAAACCAGACAAAUAAUAAUCAAACUGAAACUUUUUGUUAAUGAUGCAUUGUGAAAUUACAGAUUAUGUCGUUUAUUUAUGCUGUGAGGAAAUCCGAUGUAAUAAAUCAUCCUGUUGGAAUAUUCCAAGUACAAAUUUGUAUUGCUAUAAUAUUAUAAAAUCAUUUUGAAACUGACGAAAGUACAGGUUAUCUCCGUAGAAAUAGCAACAAAUCCAGGGAGAAAAGUUAUAAAACGAGGCCCUUAUGAACAAAUUUUAUAUUCAUCAAGACUAAAAAUAAAAUUUACUUAGCGCGUAACUUUCCUAUUUAGAUGUUAAAUAGUGAUAACUGAUUAAUUUUUCCCCCCAAAGUUCGUUUCUAAGAAUAUUUAUAAAAUACUUUAGAAAAUCUUUAAAAAAAUGCUGCUCACAAUUAAAUUUGGACUGUAAUAGGCACUAAAGGUAUACUAUACAUACAUACAUAAAAAUACGUGUAUCUCUGUGUCUCGACUUAAGUCUCUAUCUAUUAUUAUGUAAUUAUUAUACAUACAUAUACGUAUUUUAAAGCAUAUCCUUAUGCAGUUGUAUGCAUACAUGAGUUCGUGUAUUAUAUAUUGCGAGAGAACAAAGGUGAAACGUUAAGAAAAACGAUUUAGAGAGCGGAAAUUGUACUCGUAAUAUCGAAGUCUCAAUCAGUCUUGCCUCUUUUUGAAUUAACACUCAAUGCAAGAAGAUUAUUUGUUCGAACAUUCUUUUGAAGUACGCUUUUUUUAAUUAUACAUGUUAAAGAUGUGGCAAUAAAUAGAUAAUAUAGUUACAUAGUUUUAAGACAAAUAAUCAAGGAUUCUUAGCUGCUUUACGUGUUAAAGCUCAUUGAGUUAAGACUGAUUCGAUUCGAGAUUGUGUAUAGGACGGAAAAAAUUAGAGAUUUAAAAAAUUACUGUAAACGUUUUGAAACCAAAAUGUUGUUCAAAUAUAAAUAUUAUUAUCAGAUGGUUGAAGCUUGUACGACUGACGGAUAUUGAUAUGCAUCGGAACAAUUAGAAUCGUAUUUUCUACAAGUAAAUAAACAUUUUAUUUUAUCCUUUACAUUUUAAUUUAUACUCUGCAAUAAUUUCGAAAAGUCAAAAUCACCAUUUCAUUUAAAAAAUGAAAUACAACGAAAUCGAUAACUCUUAGUACAGUGUUAAUGAAAAUUCAUUUUACUUGCUAUUAAAAGCAUGUCAUGCAAACAGUUGAGAGAAAUAGUAGUUUAAAAUAUUAAAGUUUUCGUCAAUUUAUCAAACAUACAUCAGGCAUCAAAAAUAAAACGUUAUACAAAAAUCACAACCAGGAGCAAACUAAAACGAAUUGCAAAACUAUUAGGAUAAAAAUCCAAACUAUAUUAAAUUUUGAAAAAAUACCAAAGAAAUAGCAAAUUUAUUCAUAUAAUGGACAUAGCAACUAUGAAAAAUUCGAAUUUCUGUUUUACCUCAUCGAUUUUUUAAAGAUAUGAAGGUCUCAAUAUGACAAGGUUUACAAAAUAAUUGUACAAAGUAUUAACCUUGAGUUAAAACAUAAUAUUGAAUAGCUUUGCUUAAAUGACAAUGGUAUAGGAAUAUCUUUUACCAUGCACAUGUAUAUCUAUGAAUGUCUCGUUCUAUCCACUUCAAAAACGCGUUGGAAACUUUUUUCAUUUGCUUUAUCGGAGUAUCCGGUCAUGUGCAUUUAUACAAAACAUGGAAAAAAUAGAACUACAUGCUUUCGACAUCGCUUUAAUAAACAUCCAAAAAACUUGGUUUCGCGAUUUUAAUCGGUUUUCUUAUUUGCAAAUCGGACAUAACAAAAUUAAAUGUUAAAACAGAACCUAUGCACGAUAUAAAAAAAUUAUGAUGCAAAUCUAGAUUAGGGUACAGAAGGACAAAUACUCAGGUCUCAAAGCCUAAUAAAGUUUAAAACGCAUUGUGUUAUCUACAAAUGUCAUUUGUUUAUAAUAAUUUGAACAAAUUCUUGAUAUCUUAAUGUUUCUUCUGGCUUAAAAAUUGUAAUAUACUUGAACUUAUUAUGUCCAUGCUCCAAGAUUCAGCAUAAAAACCGCUAGAAGUGUUGUUAUUAAAAAAAUAAAAAAGAUAAGAAAAUAUCAA